Spinacia oleracea (spinach) is the source of this 1048-nucleotide messenger RNA. Its product is annotated as 15.4 kDa class V heat shock protein. Lineage: Eukaryota; Viridiplantae; Streptophyta; Magnoliopsida; Caryophyllales; Amaranthaceae. The record is from RefSeq and is a predicted model, not a curated record. Bases 108 to 512 code for a protein of 134 amino acids. The transcript has 2 exons.
CUAACUCUCUUAACACUACUAUCUGUCUCUGCAUUUGCCAUACUUUUCCUUCCUCCCAAAAAAAAGGGCAAAACCCCAAAACAAUUCAGCAAACAAAGAAGAAUAUUAUGGAAAUCUCCCAAUUCCAUUUCCAUCCUUAUUCAUGGGACAUACUCUAUAACCCUUAUAUGUUGUUGCCUUAUUACCAAAUGCCUGAAAACCAUGUCCAUUGGAGAGAAACUCCUGAUUCUCAUGUCUAUUCUGCUGAUCUUCCAGGGGUGAGGAAGGAGGAAGUUAAGGUGGAAUUAGAGGAUUCAAAGUACCUAAUAAUUCGGACCGAGGCCGGUGAUCAUUCCGUUGAUCCUCCGAGAAGGUUUACGAGGAAAUUCCGGCUUCCGGGUCGGGUUAAUCUUGAUGGAAUAUCAGCUGCAUAUGAGGAUGGUGUGCUUACAGUAACUGUGCCUAGGAGGGUUUUUUUGAUUAAUCCUGAUGAUUUGGCUAAUAGGUUGCAAGUUACUGCAACUGCAGCUUGAAUGUGAUUCUUGGUUCCCUUUUUUUUAGGCAAAUUUGUCAAAAACUACCUUAUAAAAUAUGAUUUUUGCGAAAAACUACCUUAUAAAAAAAAUGUUGUAAUAAACUACCUUAUAAAAAAUUUAUGUUGUAAGAUACUACCUUUUCCCGAAUUAUGAACGUUUGAUCGAAAUUUCGGGAUUGACUUUACCAUAUAUAUGUCACGUGCCAUUUAAUUACGUCUUUCCCGUUAGAUGUCGCGUAAUAUGCACCUAGUAAAGUCAACGUCGUAAUUUUAAAUUAAUGCUCAUAAUAUGGCCAAAGGUAGUAUCUUACAACAUAAAAAUUUUAUAAGGUAGUUUAUUACAACAUUUUUUUUAUAAGGUAGUUUUUCGCAAAAAUCAUAUUUUAUAAGGUAGUUUUUGACAAAUUUGCCUUUUUUUUAUAUUUAUUUAUGAGUUAGUUUUAAUACUUUCAUUGUUUCAGAAUAUCUUGAGUCUAUUGAUUUAUGUGAGAUCUCUCUAUAAUUGAUUGGAAUUGAAUUUCACAUUUUGAGAUC